UCGUUGUGUAUUUAAUGUAACAUAACAUAAUAAAAAUGUCGACUUCCCUUAAGAAGACACAUACUCAUAGACACGUAUUGACCUAUACAAUAUAUCUACUCUAGGUGUAAAACGAUUCGUUUUCCGUCAGAAAACUUAAACAAAGCCUAAUGAGGGCCGCCUGCGUGUAUAACAUAAGCGGCCACAAUAACAAUAGUACACGGGUCAGCAUAGGCAGAGCCCCUCGUUCGCUCUAUUUACGCUUCCUGACGGGAAACGAAUCGUUUUACACCAAGUGUACAUUCAUAAAUCAAUAUCAGAUUUGAAAACAUGCAUGAUAGUGCGUAGAGUCUUACGUAUUGUGAGCACAUACGUAUUUCUAUGUAUUAUCUUGCAUAAAGCGCGAGAGAGACAUACCCCUCGUAUGCCUGACAUCUGUACCUCGUUUUCUGUCGCGCAAGAUGUUUACAAUAUCGUUUGGGCGCGCGGCUCAAGUCUUGACUCGUUUGAAGAAUGUGGUGGUUACAGUGGUGGCGCGCAGUUGGCAAUGUCACGCCGCCGGCCGCACGUUUAGUCCAGUCUACACAGUACACCUUUCAGUUCAAUACCACACCGCGCAAACAAAGGUAUCGUCGCAUCGACUGCCGCGAGUGAUUCUUGUGACAAGUGAAAAAAUUGGAAAUUAUAAGCGGUUGAUUGUUGUGUGAGCGUCUGUGUAUAGAAAAAUGGUCAAUAACAAGCAGGACAGUUUGCAAAGAUUAAAAACUCUGCGUGAGCAGGUCAACUGGUCGGUUGAAGAAGAUCGACGCACAUUUCUCCAACAGCUUUAUCAUCUAACCAAAAAGUGGUCGGGCAAACGUCCGAAACUGCGAGAGAUUUUUCAGCGCGAAGAAAUCGAUUGGCUUCUCAUAGAGAAUAUAAAAAACUUGGAAGUACUCGACAUGAGUGAUGUAGAUCGAAUCAUCGAAUUUUUCAUCAAUAACGGCUACAAAGACAAAUCCGACGUAGGUAAAGACGGCAAGCCACUGUUGCGUCGAACCACUGCGAUACACUGGGCGGCCCGAGGCGAAUACAGCUUUUUAAUGAAGUACAGAAUUCGAGACCUCUUGAAAAUAUAUAAAGUCGACGUGAACUACACCGACGACUUCGGACUCACUCAUUUCCAUGUGGCCUGCCAGUACGACUGUUACGACGAAGUCGUGGAAUUUCUCAAGUUCGGACAGGAUCCGAAUUGUCUGUCGCAAGAAUCGGACGCGAGCUCGGUUGAUCCGCCGCUGCACUUGGCUCUGAAGCACGAACGCAAGAAGAUAGUCGAAUUGCUACUGAGGAGCGGCGCCAGUCCCAAUUUAACCAACAAAGACGGAUUCGCGCCUCUGCACGCUCUUUGCUCAAGAAAAGACAGCAACUUUGAAUCGAUGCAGUUAUUCUUUCAGAUCUGCGACGAUGUAAAGCAGCCGGUGCAAAUCGACGCUCGGGAUAAGUUGGGAAAUACACCGCUACACGCAGCUCUGGAGAAAAAACACCUCAAGGUCGUCGAAUUGCUAUUGAAAAGAGGCGCCAAUGCAAACUUGGCCAACGAGGAGGGAUCGACUCCUCUGCAUAAUAUUUGCAAGAGAUACGGCGACGAUAUCAAAACUCUGGAAAUAUUCCUUGACAUCAAUGCAGAACUUGAUCAGCUGGUGCAGCUCGACGUCCAGGACAAGAAGGGCAAUACACCGUUACACUUGGCUUUGGGAAAAUAUAACAAGAAGGUGGCUGUAUUACUGCUGAAAUAUGGCGCCAACGCGAAUUUGACCAACGAAGACGGACAAACUCCUCUUCACAUUGCUUGCUCUUAUUGCUGGUCUGACUUGGCAUGGACGUUUUUAAAAACCAUCGACUACGUGCAGCAGACGAUAGAGGUCAACGCCCAGGACAAGAAAGGUUGGACGCCGCUGCACGUGGCUCUGGAUGAUGGUUACAUUGUGAUAGCCGAAUUGCUGAUGAAAAGAGGCGCCGACCAGAAUAUGGCCGACGUGGAUGGCUUAACUCCUCUGCAUAUCAUUUGCAAAAGAUACGACGAUGAUCACGUGGCAAAGACAUUUUUCCGGAUGAAUCAAAAACUUGGACAGACUGUGCAGGUCGAUGCUCGGGACAAGUUGGGCCGGACACCCCUCCAAUUGGCCGUCGCGAAUUCCUUGCUGAAUGUGGUAGAUGUUAUUUUGGAUGGUGGCGCAGAUCUGUCCAACUUCGUUUUUCCCACCGAAGAUGAUUUUAACGAGUUCGUAUCCGCAAAAAUUUUGUUCGAAUUGGAUCGAGCGUUUCGCACCCUGGCCGUGGUCGAGCGCCUCGAAAAAAGAGGCUACGAACUCGACCGAAUCGGCGCCCUUACGAUCAUGAAAUUGUUCGCUAAGUGCGGAGUGAAUAAUCAGCCAAUAAAUCUCGACAAAUACUUGAACAAUAAUAAAGCUGAUGAAAGCUUCGUGAAGAACCUAAAGAUAAAUCCUACCUUGUCGCUUUACGACCUGAUUCGGUUGCCAUACGAAGAGGCGUCGAAAGUAUUUAUCAUUACAGAUUGGAUGUCGUUCAUUGACUUGAAUAAAGGUAUUAUCACGUGGGAAUUUCUCGACGCGUGUACGAAGUACCUGCGCGACAUAAUUUACAGAAGAUUUUGCCGGCGAUGGGCAUUGGAAUUUUUCUUGUCGCUGACGUGCUAUCAGCUGCCGAUUCUCUGCUGCGACAUAAUCAUCCGUCAGCUGAUGAACGAGGAUCUGUUGAGAAUGUGCCUCGCAGCAGAAAAUUUGUGACACUGUCCGCAAAGGCAAGGACGUCAAGAAAUAUUAUAUUUACUUUACCCAAAUCGUUUUGAGAUCGUGACAUGGUGCGAUGUUGACAGCUACGAACAGCCUAGUGCCUAGCACUCAAUAAAUUAAAGACAAAUUUUUAUAAAGUGUUGAAAAAUUUUCGUAAAAUUUGACUGUUCAUCAUGUGAUAUGUUAUAUUUAUAGAUAUUCAUUUUUUUUACGCCAAUGCCAAAUCUCACGAAGGCUACCUCAUUGACGUUCUCUUCAUUCACGCUUAUCUUCGCUAAAGAGUUGACUAAUUUUAACUAUUUUUUCGGUUAAAAAAUCUGUACACGAAUUCAAAUUUAAUUGCUCUAAAUUAGAUAACUGUAAAAAUAUCAAAGAAAGAUUUUGGUACCGAGGUGUAAAAAAGUAUCGGAUCAUUAUUGCAAAAAGAUAAGCCAUACUUUUUGUCGGUUGACCUUAAAAGUGAAGUUAUUUUUUUUAAUUCAGGCGAUAAAAUUUAUCAAACAAUAACUAUUUUAGAUUAAAAUAUAACAUUAAUACAAUCAAUAUUUUUUAGAAGGAAAAUAAAAUCUACAUUUAUUUUUUGACGCGAUUUCAUUUGUCAAUCAAUUGUUAAACGUGCGCCAACGAGACUUUAAUAUGGUGUAAGAUAAUGCAUAGAAAUUUUCAAUUUAAUAUGAUUUAACGAUUUAUGCAAAACUCGCGGAGUUAAAAUAGUUUUAGAUCAAUACUCACUAAGUUUCAGAAUCAAAUUAAAAAAACUUUAUUGUUUUUAUUAUAUAUUUUCAACACACUCUCUUAAGUCACUCAUGGAAUCAAAAACGUUGUCUAUCGCGUUAAAAAUUAAAACUACUGAGAUGAAAUUGAUACAUAAUCUUUCAAGCGGUUUGUUUUAGUUUUUUUAAUCGAAUUUUAAAUCUAAUUUAAAAUUUUUUUACAAUUUUACGCAUCUAUAAUUGAAGUGUCCAUUUUGUAUUUGAAAACCUAUUUGAAAUUUGUUCUAUUCUUUAUAAUUUAUAACAUCAAGAAAUACUUCAGAAGAUCAUUGUAUUCAUUUUUUUACCUUUAACGAUAUAAAAAUUGAUAAACUCUAAUAAAGUAUCUUCUUUCGAUCACGUAGUCAAAUCAUAUACUUGAUCAACUUGAAUUUUUUUCCUACCCCUAU
This is a messenger RNA of Trichogramma pretiosum, 3933 nucleotides long. Its product is annotated as ankyrin-3-like. Gene Ontology annotation, molecular function: protein binding. The transcript has 2 exons. Bases 705 to 2765 code for a protein of 686 amino acids. NCBI's taxonomy places the organism in Eukaryota, Metazoa, Arthropoda, Insecta, Hymenoptera, Trichogrammatidae. The record is from RefSeq and is a predicted model, not a curated record.